Cyprinus carpio (common carp) is the source of this 5000-nucleotide messenger RNA. RefSeq lists its product as uncharacterized. Lineage: Eukaryota; Metazoa; Chordata; Actinopteri; Cypriniformes; Cyprinidae. The record is from RefSeq and is a predicted model, not a curated record.
GAAAAGGGGUAGGUCACCAUGUCCUGUUGCUCUGUUCUACUAAUCUUCCCCCAGCACACUCGGAGUUGGACCCUGUAGCUGCACACUUAUUUACACAGCAAUUCUUGCACAGAUCAGCAUCAUCUAUCUUCUCUAGAUUUACUGUGUUGAAAUGCUGAUGGCUUUGAGUUAUGGUAGUCAGCCUAAUCUGCUUCCACAGCAGUACCCCCCUCCUCUACUGCCAAAACCAGGGCGAGACAAUGCCCGUCUGCAGAAACUCCUGAAGAAAAGCACCAAGAAGAAAAUCGGCUCUUCCUCUCAGACACCCAUCCCAUUCAGGUCGAACUUGUCGCCAGUCAAUGAGGCCAGCCCUGACCUGGAGCACAGUGAUCACUCCACCCCUCCAAGGACUCCAGAAACCCCUCUCUUCAGCAGGACCCUCGACUCUCAAUAUCCCUCCUGCAGCCCAUUCUAUCAUCACUCCACCUCCUCAUACUUAUACCCUUCCAACAGCUCACACUACAGCUCUACACCCACACUGUCUGCUCAGUCGUACUCUUACCCCGCCCCAUCACUGGAGCACCAGAUAGCACCUCUAUACACAUGCUCAUCUAUCCUUUUUGACGAUGACUCAGAACAGGCCACAAACACUGACCCAGAUACGUCCUUUGAGAUAGCCUACAGUCCAACGCUUCAGUCCAGUUCCUCAAGAGCAGGGGCGAUGCAUGGCACAUUCGGUGAACGACAGACCUAUCAAACCUCAGUACAAAUACAAGCUCCCCCUUUGGCUCCAGUUCGACCUCCCGCUCCAAAUUUGACAUUGGCCUGUGCGCCGGGUUACCAGACACAACCUUCCAUCUCUCAGGUUCCAGUGAGCCAAUCCAACAGGGAAGGAUAUAAAAACGUUGCACCUGCACCCAUUACUCACACACCUCUCACACAUAAUCACGUCAUGGAAACAGCUGGGUCACACUUCAAGACUUCCACAAUGGAGAAAAUAGCUGCUUUUCCACAAACAAGGAUUUAUACUCCAAAAACCUCCUUUUAUGAGAUAUCAAAGCCACCUAUUCAGGACUCCUGGACUUGGGGUUCAACGUUUCAAGAAGAAGUACCAUUUAAUGGAAAAAAUCCAGUGAUGGAUGUUAAACAAAAUUCAGGCAUACUGUCUGAAGCUCAAACACCUUCUAGUCAGAUAAAUACAUAUGUAAGCCCAGUUACAGGGGCAAAAAGACCUGUUUUGGAGGCUUCUGCACAUAAUCAGCCCUUGUUUGCAUUUAACUCUACAUUAUCCACCGCAAUGGUCUCUACAGAAAACCAAAAGGGGCCCAUACCUCAAAAUCACUGUCUCCAACCUCCCUCAUCGACUAGUGUAAAAGCCCAAAGUGCAGCUGGUGAUCAUGAUGAUGCCUUGAAAAAAAUUGCUGUGGAUAAAAUAAGGAAUUCCAUUCCAAAUGGUGUUGUGUUCACGACAGGACACAAACCAUUAAUUUCUAAUGCCUAUUCUGAGGAAUGCUUGACACCAAAGAUUUCUAAAUGUGAAGUUUCCUUAUCCAAGACCCUUGCUGAAGCUAGUAAGUCAGGCUCUAGAGCAUGUGAGGUGCUUACAUCUACAGUUCCACAGGAGUAUCCAAUGACUAAAACUGAAACUUCAGAAACCUGUAUAAUGACACCAGCCAAGGCUGUUCCAACAGAUAUAAGUCAGGAGACGUCCAUGCCUGUACUCUCCCAAAGCUAUCAAACACCAAGUACGCCUGUAUACUGGUCACCAAGACCACCAGCACGGUUUUUGGGCAACCAGAGGCCAUUACAAAAUGAUACUAACAUCCCGAAACGAAAGUCAACAUACUAUGGUUUGACACCUGCUGAAUAUGUUGCUUAUGGUGGAAUCAAGGUGAAUUCACAAGGUGAUUCUUCUGUAUCUAAAGCUGAAGUACCGGAAGAGUUUAAAAACAUGACAUGUGAGAAUUACAUGUCCAAAUCUCCAGCUCAAGAAAAGUUCAGCAUUAUAUCUGAUUUCAAUGCAGAGAAAUCUUCAGAGGCUUUACAAACUUCAGUGGCUGAGCUGUCCUCACAAGUCUUGAUGACAAACCAAACAGAGGUACAAGUAACUGACAAAACUAAAAAACAAACUAUCAAUAAUUCCACUUCAGAAAUACCAGUUCAAAUUCUUAAGGAGCAAGAGACAAUCUCUGGAGUAAAACCAAUGCCUCUAACUUUAAAUCCUGAACAUACAAUGUGCCAUGGGCUUCAAACUACACCUUUAAGAAUGGCCAUAAACCCCACUGCUGUAGCAGAGCCUCCAAGACAACUAAAUUCAGGGUCUACAGACAUCACCAUCCCUCCUUUUACAGCAGAGGGGAAAAAAAUGCCAACUUACCCUUUUUCCCUGGUACAAUCAAAUAUUCCAAACUCAGAUAUUACCGGAUUGCUAAGAAAGAACUUCUUGUCGGUUCAAAAUAUCCCACAGCAAAUGGUGCAGUCAGAGAAUGCACACAGAUCUAUAUAUCCAACAGAAAGUUUUAAUCCUGCAACUGUGAAAGCAGUGCAAUUACAGGUUUCUGCAAAUCAAGAACAGAAAACCAUAUCAUGUUUAUCCAAGUGUUCUUUAGAAACCUAUCAGACUUACUCCGCUGUCUGUGACUCUUCUACUACUAUCAGUACAGCUAAUGAACUUCACAAUAUCAUAAACACCAAAACUGAAGGUUUCAAUAAUCUCACAACAAACUCAACCAAUGUCACAGACCCUAGAAUGCCAUCUGCAGACACCAGAAGUUACACUAAAGUCCCUCCUGAUAUUAAACCUACAGCCCUCUCAAAGCCAGAGGAAACUAAAUCUACAGCUCACUCAAAGUUAGGUGCAUCUAUCUUUACAGCACCCUCAAAGACAGAAAUAUCCAGACCUGGAGCCUCAUUCAUGUCUAAUGCAGACAGUCCUGAAGUUUUGCCCAAAUCAAACAUAUUUUAUCCUCCAGCUCCUGCUAAAACAGAUAUAUCUAAUCCUCCAAGUCACUCUAAACCAGAGGCACCUCAACUUGCAAAUACGUUUAAAUCGGAUAUAUAUAAUCCUGUAGUUUACUCUAAAUCAGAAGCAAAUAAAACUGCAGUUUUAAUAAACCCAAAUUCAACACCUCCCACACUGAAACCCAUUACUAAAAUCAAUCCACUCCCUGAAGAAACUAAAGGUCAGCAGAUGCAGAAACAUGACAUUAAUGUGCAGUCUAUUCCAAGCCUUUCAAACAAAACAAACAGAUCAUCCAAAGUCCCCUCAGAAGCACAGAUAUUUUCACCUGCACCUAACACUGAAGCCCCAGUCACACACCUGGCAAUGGAUAAAUUUUCUAAACCAGACAAAAGCAAAGAAGGAUUAAUACCCCUAAAUGCUAAUAUAAAAGAGCCAAACCCACCUACAGAUUUGGCAUCAGAUUUACAGGACUCCAAUAAAACAAACACUGAUUCCAAAGCUGCAACUAAAUUAAGCAAUUCAACAACACAACAAAGAAACUUAAAACAAAUGAUCAAACCAUCAAAUAAAGUACACCAAGACACGAAAUCGAAUAUGGAAAGUGUGGAGACCAAAUCCUUAAAAUCUGAUACUCAAAAGCCUUUACCGUCUUCAAAUAUGAAGUCUCUCCGAAAAGCUCCAAGUGCAGAAAAUAGUCUUGCCGCCAUGCUUCUCAAAGCUGCUAAAUCUCUACCACUCUCUUCAUCUAAAGAAAGCUCUGCAAAAUCCAAGACAGAAAGUAAUGCAUCUAAUUUGGAUGUAAAGCCACAACAUGCUCAGGAUUUAAAUGCUGAUCUUGUCACAGAUGUUAAAGUGUUGAAGUCUGAUACCUCAAAACCUCAAAAGUGUUCAAAAGAUUCAUUAGUAACUAAAAGGCCAAAUGAAGCUGUAGCCUCUGAAGAUGGCAAGUUUAAAGAGACUCUCUCUGAGCCCACAACAGAUGAUCAGAAGAGACAAAAUGAUGAAGCUAAGGAUGCUCAGAAACCCAAAGGCCUGAAGGCCAAGCUCAGUGGCUGGACAAGGCUGAAAAAGCACAUGGUGGUUGAACCUGAAGUCCCCAGUUUUCCAGAGUCUGAGGUAGAGAAAAAUGCUCAGAAAGCAGAUAUAAAAAUAAGUGGUAAAGACAAUGCUGGAGGGGACAAAAAAGAGUCAUCAAGUGGACAGGAUGUAGUGAAAAAGAAAGAUGAGCCCAGGGCAACAAAAAUGUGGGAUGCUGUACUAUUUCAUAUGUUUGCAACAAAGGAGAACAUUAUGAAGCAGAUACAUAGCAACAAAUCUGAGGAUGAGCGGAAAAAAAUAGAGAAUGAAGAUCAGUUAGUCCCAUCCUUCGUCCACCGCUUGCCCAUCCUUCUCUACAGUCCGCGCUUCAAUGCCCGGAAGCUGAAGGAGGCGGCUGCGAAACCUCUCAACAAAAUAGCUACAGCCUUUGAAAGGGGGCUGCUGCAUCGCAAACAGCAAGGUGAAGAGCCGAAAGACUUCAACAGAACAGCCAAAGGAUUCGGUGCAUCUACAGGAAAAACAGCAGAUGUUUGAUUGCAUUUCAAAUGUACAGUUGUUUUUAACUAUAAAUUUAUGUAGCAUUGUAGUACUGUAAAUUUAUUUCAUGAAAUCAACAACAGUGAGACAAACAAGCUAUGCACUGUGCUCUGCUCUGAGCAGUGCAGUAAGGGGCUGGUCAGCAGAAAUGGAAGCCUAGUGCAUUCCUGCAUUGAGAGGGCGACUGAUGGGUGCAGCUGUUUGGGAAGUGGCGAGUGGGGAAGUGAGCAAGAGCUGAAAACGUAAUGGUGAGAAUGAUCAAACAAGGAAAGUGGCUCAGAGUGUGGCUUGGCAUCUGGGGAAUGGAUGCUGAGUUUAGGUUUGCUUCGAGUCACCUGAGCCGGGUGCUGUGAGCAAACGUGUUUAGAAUAGAGAGCUUCAGAAAGUGACGUCUUGAGCGGUGUCAAGAGCCCCGCUCAGAAUGAGCUAUGACAUGGUGUUGUUGUUCAUGUAAAAAAAAAAAAAAAAGGUCUGAGGGAAAAGU